Messenger RNA from Ipomoea nil (Japanese morning glory), 1994 nucleotides. RefSeq names its product gamma aminobutyrate transaminase 1, mitochondrial-like. The record is from RefSeq and is a predicted model, not a curated record. Gene Ontology annotation, molecular function: pyridoxal phosphate binding; S-adenosyl-L-methionine:8-amino-7-oxononanoate transaminase activity. Bases 305 to 1834 code for a protein of 509 amino acids. Gene Ontology annotation, biological process: biotin biosynthetic process. The transcript is spliced from 18 exons. Lineage: Eukaryota; Viridiplantae; Streptophyta; Magnoliopsida; Solanales; Convolvulaceae.
GUAAUCCGCAGUAUUGUUAGAAAUGUAGGGGGAGAUCUCUCUCCAUCUCUGAAAAUGUAGACAGUACUACGUGAAGAAUCAGACAAUGAAUACUAGUUCAGACAACAGUUUUGGGCCACGUGGCUCAUCCCAGUUUAUCUUCCAUCUACCGCGGAAUACAUCUUUCUCCAUUACACAAACGCAAAAAACUGUGUCAGAAACAAAUAGGCUGAGAUUUCUUUUCUCUGCAACGAUAUUAUACAACUAACCUUUGUAUCUCUUUUGGGUUUGUAUACAAUAAGCAGCAGUUGAAGAAAAGGAGGCAAUGGCCAUGAUCAAUCGUCUGCUUCGCUCCACCUUCAUCAUCGCCGCCAAUCAGGUUGGUUCUCAUGUAGAGCAUCUUCCGGAAGUUAUCGGUUCAUGUAAAUCAUUAACUCAUAUGCCUGCACCAGUUAGAUGGAUUAGUACCGUUUCAACUACUGAUGAUAAAGGUUUUAGUGGUCAUGAUAUGUUGGCACCCUUCACGGCUGGGUGGCAGACAACUAAGCUGGAUCCCUUAUUAAUAGUGAGGUCUGAGGGAUCUUACGUUUAUGAUGUACAAGGGAGGAAAUAUCUUGACACCCUUGCUGGUUUAUGGUCCACAGCUUUAGGGGGGAGUGAGCCUCGUCUCGUAGCAGCUGCUACCAAACAGCUGAAUACAUUGCCAUUUUACCAUUCGUUUUGGAACCGCACAACAAAGCCUUCUUUGGACCUUGCUAAGGAACUUCUGAACACGUUUACUGCAAAGAAAAUGGCGAAAGUGUUUUUCACAAGUAGUGGAUCAGAAGCCAAUGAUACCCAGGUGAAGCUGGUAUGGUAUUAUAACAAUGCACUUGGAAGGCCAAACAAGAAGAAAUUUAUUGCUCGAAAGAAAUCAUACCAUGGUUCAACUCUUAUCUCAGCUAGCCUUACCGGCCUUCCAGCACUACAUCAAGAAUUCGAUCUGCCAGCCCCAUUUGUAUUGCAUACUGAUUGCCCUCACUAUUGGCGUUAUCAUCUACCAGGUGAGACUGAAGAGGAUUUCUCGACCAGGUUGGCAAAUAACUUAGAGAAUCUUAUCCUCAAAGAAGGACCAGAAACGAUAGCGGCCUUCAUAGCAGAGCCAGUCAUGGCAGCAGGGGGUGUGAUCGUUCCCCCAGCAACCUAUUUCGAGAAGGUUCAAGCUGUGCUUAAGCGGUAUGACAUUCUUUUGAUCGUGGACGAGGUGGUCACUGGAUUUGGUAGGCUUGGAACGUGGUUUGGGAGCGACAAAUAUAAUAUCAAGCCCGACCUCGUCACCCUGGCAAAGGCUCUCUCUUCUGCAUAUAUGCCAAUUGGAGCUAUUCUAGUAAGCCCUGAAAUUUCUGGUGUCAUACAUUCCCAAAGCAAUAAACUAGGUUCUUUCUCCCAUGGUUUUACUUAUUCUGGGCACCCUGUAGCAUGUGCUGUUGCAUUGGAAGCAGUCAGGAUCUACAAGGAGAGAAAUAUAGUGGAGCAAGUUAACAAAAUUGCGCCAAAAUUCCAAGAUGGUUUAAAAGCCUUUGCUAACAGUCCCAUCAUCGGAGAGAUCCGUGGAACUGGCAUGAUUCUUUCGACAGAAUUCGCUGACAGCAAGUCUGCAGACGAUACUUUCCCUCCCGAAUGGGGUAUUGGUGCAUACUUUGGAUUGCAGUGCCAGAAAAAUGGGAUGUUGGUUCGCGUAGCUGGUGAUGCUAUAAUGAUGUCUCCUCCACUAAUAAUCACUCCCCAAGAAGUUGACGAGUUGAUCAGUAUAUAUCAGAAGGCUUUGCAGGAGACUGAGAAGAGAGUAAAAGAGCUCAAGUCCCAGAAGAAGUAAAGUUGACGGCGUUAAAAUUUUCUGGCCAUGCAACGCAAAUUGUUGGCCUUUUCGUUAACAUUAAGGUUUAAUGAAUAGGAUUUUCAGUAUAAUGAUAUGAUAUUAAUGUUAAAUAACAAUAAUAUAUGAUGUAAUAAGAUUGAAUGAUGGAAAGGCUUUG